Molecule: messenger RNA, 2692 nt
Organism: Zophobas morio
Lineage: Eukaryota; Metazoa; Arthropoda; Insecta; Coleoptera; Tenebrionidae
Gene: wdp
Product: protein windpipe
Exons: 2
Coding region: 386-1999 (537 amino acids)
Cellular component (GO): plasma membrane
Molecular function (GO): protein binding
Source: RefSeq, a predicted model, not a curated record
UGCUAGUGCUUCGAAUUUUAACUAUAGACUCGGGUACAGAACUUGUCAUUGCGUAACGCAUUUUCACGUCCACCGCAGAACUCUUUAGUUGUGAACUCACUCUGUAUUCACCAUCGUUCAAAGUUGAGCGCGCGCUCUCUUUAAAUCCGGCCGCUCGUAUUUUUAAGCAUUCACGAAGUUUCGUACGACCAGUACAGACAGACACUACUAAUUCAUUAAGCAUUUAUUAAAUUUAUGACUGACUGUAAUUCGAUAGUAAGAUAAGAACAUUUAUGUUAAGUUCCAACAUGUGAGUGCAGUGAGGUCUGGACAGCGGUUACAGACAGUUUACCAAGUGCUAGUGCAGCUCCCGAGUGCAUCUUGCAAUUUCGCAACCGCCAACAAGAUGAAGCUAAUAGUGAUAGCCACCACCGUAUUGCAUUUAGCCUGGGGUGCCUCGAUCGUAGACAUAACAUGCCCGGACACGUGCACCUGCCAAAUUCAAGACGAACACUUGGAAACUUCGUGUGUUUCGUACGAAUUCAUCAAGAAACUCAUCCCGAAACAAGAAUCGACAAUAGUGCGCUUAAACAUAAACGAUGCUUCGUUAGUUAACGUCGACUUGAAGUUAAAAUAUCUGAAAAACCUAAAUUCUUUGGACUUGUCGAGAAACACCAUCCCUGCUCUACCGUCUCAAUUCCCGUACUUGCCAAAACUGAGGAAUUUCAACAUAAGCAACAACCAACUGCGAGAUGUCACCUUCUCUCAGCUUCCGAAAAACCUACGAAUCAUUGAUUUGUCGCACAACUCAAUCGCGAAUUUCCCCAAGGACUGGUCAAGUUUAAAGCAAUUGGAAAUCCUACACUUUCAUGACAACCCCAUUGACUGUGAUUGUGACAAUUUAGCAAUCUACGAACAACUGCUAAAAGGAGGCAUUGUUAUACCCGAGAGUCUAACUUGUUACUCUCCUAAAGAAUUCCACGGACGAUCGUUAAAUUCCGUUAAUUGUUCCUUAAUCAAGGAAAAUUUGUUGAAUUCGAUGCUAGGUGACCAAGAGUUGGGUUCCGGCGCAGAAGAUUUUGAUACUCACGAGGAAUAUAGCAAACUGGCUGAAGAGGAUGAAGAAUUUUUUAAGGCUGAACAGUUGUCCACGGAACAUGUCGAAGACGAACUAGAAGGCAGUGGCGACGAAGGAAGCGGUUUCAUACCCAUUUUACCCAUCCCAGAGAAACCCAAAGCAUGCCAUUUUAACUGUUCGACUCCUCGUCCAAUUGGACUUGACGACGAAAAGAACGCUUCGCCACCACCUUCGGUGCAAGAACAAGCGAAAAUACUCUUCGAAGACGUUAUAUUACCGGAGCAAGUGACCACACCGACCACUCCAGCACCAGUACCAGAAGCGGAAACGGAGCCACAAAAGGAAAAAGAACCAGUAGAGAUAGACGAAAUGAUGGAUAAACGCAUAAUAACAAACGACGUGGAGACUGUUCCAACGAACGACACCAUCGUAAGCGAAAUGGAAAGGGCUAGUUUUGAAAACUCAAGUUCCAAGUCCGUAUAUAUUAUAGUCGGUUUAUUGAUUGCGUUUGUAUCUUUCUUGCUCGUUUAUUAUAUUAAUAAGAAGAGGAAUCAAAAGAAGCGGAAUAAUCGUAAGCGCAACAAGUCGCACGAGAACGGUUUCGGCGAGGAGAUGAAACCUCUUGGGAAGUCAGCUGAAGUCCAAAAACCAGUGGAGCAGUUGAAUUCGAAACUACCCGAAUCCGCACCGUUGUUGAAUGGACAAAAUGGAAAGAUCGCAGACGAAAACAACGUAAAAUCACCGCCCGAGAAUGACGAGGAUGAUUUAGAAAAUGUUGAACUACGUAAACCAGAUAAAGAAGAGUCGUUGACACCGCAACCUGAAAGAGUUACGAUUAAAGCUGGAGAACUUCCCGAUUCGGUUCCGAAGACUCCUUUGCUUGUGCAGCGUCAUGUGAACAGUGAUGGAGAAAUUGUCACUACUGCAGUAAAUUCCGAUUGAAAGGUACUAGUGAUGUGAAUACCUCAGUAUUUAAUAGAAGAAUACGUUUGUGAUAAAAAAAUUAUCUUAUAUCGCGGUCGUUCCUAUUAUUUAGUCUUCGACAUGAAGUCGAUACUUACGUGAGUUCGCAGAUUUUUAAACUGCAUGUUCGACUGUUUAUAGGCUAUUGUAUAUUUACUUAUUUUUAUGUUUAUAUAUUUAUAUUGUUACCAAAGUAAUUUUUUAUGUGGAGAGAGAUUAUACAUUUGUAGCAGGAUUGGUGCUUUUACUCUAGAAUAUAAAAGUACUUUUGUGGUAAUUACUCGGUCCUUUGCUGUAUAGGUUUCUAUUUUCUGCCAGUGCCAUUAGUUUCGAUAAGUUACGAAAUUGGGUUUAAUUAGCAACUUAAAUUAGUCUAAUUUAGGGUUUAGUUUACGAAUACUUGUGAUUUUAUUUUAUUUGUUUUCUACUUAUUUAUUUUGAAUUGUAAAAAGUCGAAACUAACAGCGAAAUUUAAAGUACCCACAAUUGUCAUUUGUUAAAUUGACGCACUUGACGAAAUUGUUUUAGUUUACGCGAAUAAACCGUGGAUCGAGAACAGGGUAGAAAAUCAAUCAAAUCUUUAUGUUAUGUUAUGUCUAGCGUGAACAUACUCAUAUUCACAAUAUUUCGUUUUUGUAUGUUUUACAACUUAAUAAAUCCGUUUAAAUUAAA